CUCAAGUUCAUUUUCAACCAAAAUGAAGAUCGCAUCACAGCUACUGUUUUACCUCGCUUUGCAUACCUUACACGCUAUUCAACAGGCACUAUCCAAUCCUGUGAAUCAUGUGCCGCAGAAACCCACAAGGUCUCGACGAAUCGAAUCUUACUUUAAUUUGAAUACUAAAUCGUUGGAUAGCCUUGAGACCUCCCAAUCGCGUUCCACCGUUGCUCUAGAGCCGGGAAAGCUAGAGAGGUUGCGCCCCACAAUGGUAAAAAAUGGAGCCGAAAUGAACGCAAUGGAAGCCGAGCACAAACGCAUUGAAUACCUGAUCGAAGCUGUCAAAAAGAGAGACAAGAUCCUUGGGGAUAGUUUGGAAGAGUUUUAUGGCCACUUAAAGAUGCCGGCACGAGCAAGAUUGUAUGACCUCUGCACAGAUUCACCAUUGGCUCUCUGUGCGCGCCAUCCCGCUAUUCAAGCUCCCAGUCCGGCCUUAACCAAGCCUUCUUCCUGCGAGGAAGCGGGGACUCUGUCAGCUCCAGCCCACCUGAUUGGAAGAUUAUUCAAUUGUCUCGGGCUCGAUUUCCUAAUUAAUCAAGAUGAAACUCGUAUUUCAAAGAUCCCCAGACUGAGCGACUCCAUCAAUUCAAUACCCUUACAAGAUGAAGCGCCAACUAGGAAUUCCCGGACUCUGGGUACGCUUACCUGCAAAAAUGUCAAUCAAGAGGGAGUCUCAAAGAUGAAAAAUGAAGGUGAAGAAAUUGAAUUGCACGGAGAACCACUUCGUAUAAUUCAAUACAUGGUUUCUCCUUUAGAUGACAUGUGGGGGAGAUUAGAAUCAUUCAUGCUCUGUGACUUAAAUCUCAGUGCCAAGGACCCCUUGCUUGCCAAGUGGUCCGCGAAUCGCCAUGCAAGAUUGUAUAACGAAAGUAGGAAACUCGCUAUAAGUCGUGGGGAUAUCAGAAGGUUGAAUAAUAUGAAAAAAGACUGGGACAUGUUAUAUUAUGUGGAGGCUGUGUUUCGUCUAGCUGAGUAUAUCAGCAAGUACGACUUAUUGCCCCCAAACUUCAUCUCAAAAAUCAAAAUUUUAGAGACAAAUAACCUUGUGCCGGCAAUCAAGGCCCAAAUUUCUGCAAACACAUGA
Puccinia graminis f. sp. tritici CRL 75-36-700-3 is the source of this 1126-nucleotide messenger RNA. RefSeq lists its product as uncharacterized. The record is from RefSeq and is a predicted model, not a curated record. The coding region runs from base 23 to 1126 and encodes 367 amino acids. The transcript has 3 exons. Lineage: Eukaryota; Fungi; Basidiomycota; Pucciniomycetes; Pucciniales; Pucciniaceae.